Ogataea haglerorum is the source of this 684-nucleotide messenger RNA. RefSeq lists its product as uncharacterized. Gene Ontology annotation, cellular component: mitochondrion. Bases 1 to 684 code for a protein of 227 amino acids. Gene Ontology annotation, molecular function: GTP binding; GTPase activity. Lineage: Eukaryota; Fungi; Ascomycota; Pichiomycetes; Pichiales; Pichiaceae. The transcript is spliced from 2 exons. The record is from RefSeq and is a predicted model, not a curated record.
AUGGAGCGCGACUUUUUCGUGGACCUCAAUGAACGUGUCCGGUUAUACGACGAAGACCAAAGACGCCAUGAGCUCAUGCAGGACGUGUUUCCUAUCCAAGGCAUCGAUUUUGCAGAGCCAACUAAAGAGCCCGUCCUCGUUCUGAGAGGUGGCCAGGGAGGAAUGGGCAACAUGCACUUCCUGACUUCCAACAUUCGCAAUCCGCGGUUUGCGAAAAUUGGCCGCUCAGGCUUGGAGCAGAAUUUCAUCUUUGAGCUCAAACUGUUGGCGGAUCUUGGACUGGUUGGACUGCCAAAUGCGGGCAAGUCCACCCUCUUGCGCGCGAUUUCCAAUGCUCGGCCACGUGUCGGUCACUGGGAGUUCACUACGCUGCAGCCUACGAUUGGAACGAUACAACUGCGGAUUGAUCAGCCACCCUUCACGGUGGCUGAUAUUCCUGGAGUGGUGAAGGGCGCCAGUGAAAAUAGGGGCAUGGGCCUGACUUUCUUGCGGCACGUGGAGAGAUCGGGCGGCUUGGUUUUUGUGAUUUCUUUAGGCAGCAAUAAUCCUGUUGAAGAUUUGCAAGUCCUGCUUCAGGAAAUGGGACCGCAACGAAUGAAAAACAAGAAUGUACUGAUUGUGGCUACAAAAGCCGAUUUAGACGGAGCCGAGAGCCAGAAAACAUCGAGACGGUGUUGGAAAUGA